UCCAUGGUGAUUGUAAGCCGUUCGAUUAACGUGGAAAGCCAUGGAAUGGUAAUCUACGGGAUUUACAGAGCGCGCAAUGUUCGGACGCGCCAGGUGCUCGACCUCGGCCCCCGCCGCCGGCGAGCGGCGCGCUCUUCCCGUCGACCCUCUCUCCCUCCCUCGCCUACUCGUCUCCGCCGCCACCACCCCCGGCGCCGCCGCCCCGGCCGUCUCCACCCUACACGCCGCCGCUCUCAAGCUGGGGGUCCUCCCCUCCUCGCUCCCGGCCUCCAACGCCCUCGUCUCCGCCUACUCCCUCUCCGGCCUCCUCCCCUGCGCGCUCCGCGCCUUCUCCCUCAUCCCCCACCCUUCCACCGGAUCCUACACCGCCAUCCUCUCCGCGCUCUCCCGCCACGGCCGCCCCCGGGAGGCCCUCUCCCUCUUCUCCGCCGCCGCGGUCGCCCGCCCCGACGCCGAGCUCCUCUCCUGCGUCGUCUCCUGCUGCCGCCGCGCAUCCGCCUCCCUCCCCGCUCGCGCCGCGCACGCCUACGGGGUAAAGACCGCGCCACUGCUGGCCUUCUACGCCUCGGCCGGCCCGGCGCUCGUCGCGCUGUAUGCGAUGUGUGGGAGGGUGAGCGCGGCCAAGAGGAUCUUUGAUCGUAUGGACGGCGAGGACGUGGUGUCCUGGAACGCGAUGAUUGGGGGGUUCGCUGGUGCCGGGAUGAAUGGCGAGGCGUGGGAUUGCUUCCGGGAGAUGCGCGCAAGAGGUGUUCGAGGGAAUGCCCGUACCGCGGUUGCUGUGCUGGGGGCUUGUGAUUUGGAGUCUGGAAGACAGGUCCAUGGGCACAUGGUGAGAAACCAUGGUGAUAGUGGUUCAAACGCAAUUCUGUGGAAUGCGUUGAUGAACAUGUAUUCACGUGUUGGAUGUGUCGACAAUGCAGAACAUGUGUUCUUCGAGAUUGAACGGAAGGAUGUUGUGUCAUGGAAUGUGAUGAUAGGUGCUUUCGCAAAGAAUGGGCAUGGAGAGAGGGCACUUGAACUUGUGGAUGCAAUGUUGCGUUGUGGGAUGCAGCCAGAUUCAGUGACAUUCACAACUCUGCUCAUGGCAUGCUGCCACUGUGGCUUGGUUGAUGAAGGUCUUGCGCUUUUUGAGCGGUUUGUGGAAAAUUCUGCCCUCAUCCCUACUAUGGAGCAGUGUGCUUGUAUUGUGGAUUUGCUUUCACGAGCUGGGAGGUUCAGAGAGGCUGCUGGAUUUAUUGAUCAGAUGCCAAUCAGACCAAAUGCAGUUGUAUGGGGUGCUUUGUUAUCUGGAAGUAGGAUGCACCAUGAUGUGGAUCAUGCACAGAUCGCUUUUGAGAAACUGGUUCAAUUGGAGCCAGAUAACCCUGGAAAUUUUGUGACUAUGUCAAAUAUAUAUGCAAAGGCCGGAAUGGUUGAGGAUGCAAAGAGAGUUAGGAUGAUGAUUGACAGGGAGGAGUUAGUGAAGCCUUCUGGACAAAGUCGUGUUCAAGCUAUGUAAGAAGUUGCUUUUAGUCAUCAUGAUUUGUCUACCGUGCUUCAGAGUGCAGCAACACUCAUGCAUCCACUACCAACAGUUCAUUUGGUGUCUACCAUUGGAUAUGGACAAGGUUUGUUCACUAAGAGGGGAUUUAAGGGCUUGUUCAGCACCCAGGGUCCUCUGCCAAGUUUUGCAGUUCUCUCUGGCGUCCAUUGUCUAGUUGUGUGCCUGUUGAGAAGGCUGCGUGGCAAAGAUGACAUUGUUAAUGCUGGAAUAGCUGGUUGUUGCACUAGCCUUGCUUUGAGCUUUCCAGUGAACUGCAAUACAUGUCUACAUUAGAGUGAAUCUCCAUGAUUGUUGUGGUGAGGAUAGCUGUUUGUAGUUGGCAAACUGUGUGUCUGAUCCAAUGAUCACUAGUUUUAUUUCUGGUGUGCUUCCGGUCUUGAAAUGAUUUUUGACAUAAAGUUUGUCUAGAAAUACAAGACUGCAACUAAUUGCUGUAGAUUUCCUUCAAAUAGGCCCUAGUAUACGUGUAUAAAAUUUUAGAAUCUUGAUGGCCCUUGUGACCUUGUCCUUGAUCGUGAUAUUUAAUAUGAUAGAGUUAGAGACAGCGGUUAAAUUUAAACCUGCCCUGGAUUGGCGCCUCCAUAGCGUUUUGCAUAGGCGUGGCCGUUUCCCGUGCUAUCCACGUCGGCCCCGAAACUCCAGGCAGCCGAAUUUCACGAGCGAGCGGGAGGCCCGCGUUGACUCUGGUCGUUUUACAAAAAAAGCCCUUGCUAUUAUUGAUAAUCUGUGAUAAGUCCCUUGUCUUCGUUUAUGUGUUCUGUAUUCUUACUUUAAGGCCCUCCAAGACCUGAAAUAUCUUAUGCUAAGAAGAGAAAAAAAACGAAAAAUAGGCCGCACUUUAAAUAACAACAAGUGAGUGGCCUUUUUUGUAAAAACGAACAACCCUACCACCUGGCGGCCGGCGCCCACCCCUCACCCCACCCUCCCAAACCCUAGCCGCCUCUCUUCCGCUCUUGCAGCCGGCCUGCACAUCCCCUUCUGUCAGGAGAUCGAUCGCCGGCGAGGAGUCGGAGAUGGAGUGCCGGCGUGGUCCCCCAGGUUGACGGCGGUGGAGGUGACGACGAUGGCACCGGUCCGAAGCCGCGAGGUCGAGGAAGAGCAGAUCGGGAGGAGACAUGGUGUCCAGAUCUAGAAAAGACGUUCCACAGCGAGGCCGAUGGUGGAGGGGGUCGUCAAAGAUGGCUAGGGCUAGAGAUGUUCGCACCGGCGCUGUCGCCCGUGACGAAGAGGCCCGCCUCUAACUCGAGCGGCUCACCAAUGUCUGGCUGAGCGCCGCCCGCUGGUGGAGGGAAGGUUGACGGGUCCAAGGAGCGUGACCACGGUGCCGAGCACCACGCUCAGCUCCGUCACCACCAGCAAGCCCCGCGCCGACAUUACGUCCCCUCGAGCGGUCGGCCGCUUCGCCGGAUCAGUGGACCAUCGCUGGCGUCUGUCCCCCUGUCGGCUGCCUCCUCACCGUUGCUGAUGCCUCCUGAGCAGCUGAGCUCUAUCUCCUCCGCCGAUUAGGGAUGGCAGGUGUAGAAGCACAAAUACUAGGUUCGAUGAGAUCUUGGAUGGACCACGGAAAUGGCACAGUCGCUGCCAUAUUCACCUGCAACUCCUCCGUUGCAAUUCGAGAUGAACAGAGAAAUUGCAAUCCCCGAUAUGGUUCCUUCUUGUCGGUAAGAGAUGGCCCUCUCUGUCUUAGUGUCAUGGUUUCCAUUGAUUGGUGUCAGGCGCAAUGCAAGGUAGCCAGAUCAGAAUACAUUAGAUGGCAAGGCAAGGCAGCCACAUCAGAAUGCAUACUCUGUUUUUUCUCCUUUUUCUGUGACAGCAAUUCAUGUUGAAUGUGGACCCAAGUUCAAGAAUGUUAUGUAUCAUGCUUUUAGUUCAAUAAAUAUCAAUAAUCCAUCUAUGAUUUUGCAUAAUUUCCAGUGAACAAAGUACUAAUGAUUUAAACUACAUAUUAAUAGUAGUGUCCUGCUGUAGGUUUAGGAUUCAAUGAAUAAUUGGAUUGUGCUUCUGCAAGGUAAGCAGAGUUAGAUGGGAGUUGUCAUUUCUCUCUGAAUUUAUUAUUUUUGUUCUUAACUGCUACUUAAAUUAGUGGGGGUCUAUUGUUACUCUCUAACAGAUAACAAGAUUGAUCUUCAGAAAAAUUAGGCGAACACAACUGCUUCUAACAUUGUUGAUUGAAUUCAGAUGCAGCUCAUGUUGAUUGGCUUUUGCUUGACGAGGUCUUACCAGGGAGAAGAAGUUAAUUAUGGCAACCCUGAAUCUGCAUAGCAUUUUAAUGUCUCACUGCAACACGUUGUCUGGAUAUUCGUAAAAUAACAUAGCAGUUUCCAUCAUUUGUCUUGAGCAAUUUCCAUUUUGCAUGAAUUUGAAUGCCUGAUUUGUGGAAGGUUAACUAUUUCAGCAUUAGUUUAUUGAGUUCUCAGGUCGAAUGAAAUAGGAAGGAAAUUAGCAGUGGCACUAUUAAAAAAUACAUUAUGGAUGUGUGAUAAGUAUUCCAUGAUUUUAACUUGAGUUUUUGCCUUUUGUGUUUAGUAGCUAUCAUGUCAGUGCUUAGUUGUAGUUUUCCUUCGGAAACAGUUGUUUCAAGUAGUUAGUUAGCUAUGUUUUUUUUUUCUAUGUACUGUUGAUUUAGUGAGUGAAACAUCUGCUAUCUGUUACAAAUAUCGUAGUUAUGCCAUUCAAAGAAGUAUGAACAAUGUGAUAUUUUCUUUGUAUAGCUUGCUGGCUGCUGCUGAGCAUAUCUAAUGCACAUGAAUAAAUCAUUUAUUGUACACAUGGUCUUCAGUUUGGUGGUUAAACUUUUGGUCAAAAUGGAUUGUUAAGAUAUGAUUGUCUGACUAUGACAUGCAGAAAUAUUACACUUCCUAAGUAUCGAUGUAUAUUAUGUACUUACAUGUUAUUAAAUGACUUAUACCCUCUUCAAUAGGAUGUGAAGAAAACAAGCUGAAUUGAUGAAUUAUGCUAUGCACUAUGUGAUUUA
Oryza sativa Japonica Group (Japanese rice) is the source of this 4517-nucleotide messenger RNA. NCBI's taxonomy places the organism in Eukaryota, Viridiplantae, Streptophyta, Magnoliopsida, Poales, Poaceae. The record is from RefSeq and is a predicted model, not a curated record.